Rhincodon typus (whale shark) is the source of this 1731-nucleotide messenger RNA. RefSeq names its product radial spoke head 3 (gene rsph3). The coding region runs from base 621 to 1610 and encodes 329 amino acids. Gene Ontology annotation, cellular component: cilium. The record is from RefSeq and is a predicted model, not a curated record. NCBI's taxonomy places the organism in Eukaryota, Metazoa, Chordata, Chondrichthyes, Orectolobiformes, Rhincodontidae. The transcript has 8 exons.
UAGGAGCUGGCUCCGAGUUAGCAGUUUUAAUGUCUUGUACGAUGCACGUAUAAAUAAAGGGCGACUUGGAGGGUAGAAUAACUCGCCUUUGCGGAGUUAUUUCAAUUUGAAGAACUCAUACAGUUACAAUAGAUUGAAUGGCUGUGUUCUGCGUCCUAACGCCUCUGUGAUCUUCAGCUCCUCAAUAAUUGAAGAUAAGGAGAAGACAGCAGGCAAAAGAGGCAGAACGUACAGGACAGGGAUUACAAACAAUAUACAUGUUACCAGGGGCAACCAGCAAUUUUCACUUCCAAAUCGGUGUAUCGCUGCUCUAACAGUAAGAAGAACAGGCUAGGAAAUCGGCGUCAUUCAGGAAAAAAAACACUGGACGUGAAAGUGCCGCACGGUGCGGAAGAGGGAUAUUUUACGCCGACAAGGAAUGAAAACGAUAACGGCAUAAUUCGGUGUACUCGGACUUCUUUUUGUCAUUGGGAGGUGAUGUGCGGUUCGUUGCCGGAAGUGAUGCAACGGUUUGCUGUCGUGUCCGUUGCCAAGGCAGCGGGCAGUAAUUGUUGGGACUACGGGGGCUGUGCAUCAUUUAGGUUUUAUUCUCGGUUCCAAUUAUUAGUUAAGCUGUAGCAAUGGCUACCGUAUUGCCACAGCAGGACAACAGCAACACAUACACUUUCUCGAGCCGCCCGAGAGCACUGCAGGAAAGGAAGAAAUAUCGGCAGGAGCAGCAGCAACAAUGUCCAGGAUAUUAUGGAAACAUCAUGUAUGACAGAAGGGUAGUACGAGGAAAUACAUACGCACAGCAUACCCUCCCAGCGACAGCCCAGCCUGACCCUAUUGAGAUCCAACGACAGCACGAAAUUCAGAGGAGGGCAGUUGCCAGGAGACGAGCUAAAGCACAGCAGCGAACUGGAACCCCACACCCUGUGGAAGGAAGGAUACACACUGAAGUACAAACCGAAUUGUAUCUGGAAGAACUCAGUGAUCGUAUAGAAGAAGUUGAUGUUGAUACUCAAACAGAUGCAUUUUUGGAUAAACCACAAACACCCCUUUUUAUUCCUGGAAAAACAGGCAAGGAUGUUGCUACGCAGAUUGAAGAAGGAGAACUCUUUGACUUUGACAUUGAAGUGAAACCAGUGUUGGAGGUGCUAGUGGGAAAAACUAUUGAACAAGCUCUACUAGAGGUUAUGGAGGAGGAGGAACUGGCUAACCUGCGCGCCUUGCAACGUGACUUUGAGGAGCUUCGCAAUGCCGAGCUAGCAGAAGUACAACGUAUGGAAGAGAAGGAGAGACGGCACAGAGAGGAAAAGAAACGUCGCAUGGCACAACAGCAGGGAGUGCUGAAGAAGGAGAAGGACACUUCAGAUAAGAUUGCAGCCCGUGCAUUUGCCCAAACAUAUUUAGCUGAUCUAAUUCCUACAGUUUUCAGUACUCUUCGGGAUAAUGGCUACUUCUAUGACCCUGUGGAAAGAGAUGUGGAGAAGGUAUUCUUGCCUUGGCUGAUGGAAAAGGUGAAGAAGUCGAUAGAGAAGAGAAUUUUGGGAAGGACUUUGUUGGACAUUAUACUUCGUAAUGUGGUUAAUAACAGAAACCAGGCUUUCGCAGAGAUGAAAUCUUAGAAACAGCAAUGGGGAGAUGAGAGAAGACCAUAUUUGGGUAAAGAAGGAAUGUGGAAACUUUGUAUCUUGCACUUCAUUAAGCAGUUCUGCUUUGAUUAAUAAACUAUUAAUCUGAAGAAAA